This is a messenger RNA of Magallana angulata, 2532 nucleotides long. RefSeq names its product protein cereblon-like. The transcript is spliced from 9 exons. Bases 130 to 1506 code for a protein of 458 amino acids. The record is from RefSeq and is a predicted model, not a curated record. Lineage: Eukaryota; Metazoa; Mollusca; Bivalvia; Ostreida; Ostreidae.
GACAUGGCUGGUGAUUCGCUGAUCCGAGUCACGUGACAGCUCAUAUUCGUAAGCUUUCAAGGCUCUUCAUAAAACCCUGCAGUUCCGAGAGAUUCAAAUUCCCAUUGAGAAGGGAGAAAGAACCGCGAAAUGGAUGAUGACCUCUUGCCACUUUUAGGCAUAGGGGUAGUGCAAGAAGACGACGAUGAGGAAGAUUCAUCCAGUGGUAGUGAGGAAAGUGAAUCCCCAGAGAACGCAGCGUCUGCAGAAGUUGAUGAAUGCCAGAUAAUUCGACAAGAUUCCAUCACAUUCGACCAGUCUCUUCCCCUCUCACAUUCCUAUCUAGGUGAUGAUUUGGAGGAUGUUAGAGGCCGCACUUUCCACGAGGAGGGGGCCACCAUUUCCCUCCCAGUCAUACAGCUGCCUGGAAUGGUGCUGGUACCUGGUCAGACCAUUCCCUUACACCUGUUUCACCAGCACACAGUGGCCAUGCUGAAAGGGGUUAUGGACAAGGACAACACAUUUGGAAUUGUUGCUUAUAGGUAUUCUGAGGAGGACGGUGGCCACAUCAUUGCAACUAUUGGAACCACAGCUGAAAUAUUCUCUGUCAAAGAUGAAACGGACGAAAGAACGGGACUGGCCUCCAUCAGAGUCAAGGCCAAAGGUCGUCAGCGUUUCAAGGUCAUAGAAUCCAGAAGGACAGCAACAGGGAUUUUGAUGUGUUCAGUUAAGAUCCUAAAGGAAGCAAUUUUGGGCGACAUAUUGAGUGACGUGAGGCCGGGCUCCCACUGCAAGUUCUGUUGCGACCCACCCGAGCGGGGCACUGCCAACAAGACAGCUGUAGACAGACAGGGCAACAUACUGACCAGUGUAACCAUGUCCACUUCUCCACAGAUUAACCGUUUUUCUGCGGCUUAUUUGACAUGGUGGCCUCCAUGGGUGUACAAGAUGUAUGACCCUGAAAUGGUAGUACAAAAUGUGAAGAAAGAAUUGUACCGAUGGAAUUCAUCCUAUGUACCUGAGAGGUUGCCGAGUCACCCUGUGGAGCUGUCUUACUGGGUGAUACAAAAUCUGCCAUUGGACGAUGACCUGCGCCUUAAUCUGAUGGGAAUAGACAGUGCAGUGCAGAGACUUAGAUGUUCACUCAGUAUUGUACAGAAGUGUUCUUCUUUAUGCUGUAAGGAAUGCAACACAAACAUUGCCAACAAGAACGAUGUGUUCAGCCUGUCCGUGGAGGGACCCCUGGGGGCCUACGUUAACCCCCAAGGUUACGUCCACGAGACAAUGACCGUGUACAAGGCCCAGAACCUGAAUCUCAUUGGCAGAGCCACCAAAGAACACAGCUGGUUUCCUGGUUAUGCUUGGACAAUUGCCCAGUGUAGAAGGUGUGCAUUCCAUAUUGGGUGGAAGUUCACUGCCACACGCAAAGACCUGACCCCUCCGAAAUUCUUCGGCCUAACAAGAGCAUCGGUCAUGCCUGGACUGCACCAAACAGAGGAGAACGAGGGCUGGGUACCAGUUAUGUGAUGUCACUUUCUGUGUAUGGCUUAAGAAUGAAGGAGAUAUGUAGGAAAAUUAUGGCAAUAACUAACCAUGAAUUCCAUUUUCUUUUAUGUGCCAACCAUUUAUUGCAUGUGGUAAAAAUAAGAUAAAAUGUGAAUGUGAUAAGUAUAUGUUAAGUUUCUGUUAUGCACGUUUUAUUUAAAGAGUAUGUUUUGCAUUUGUAUGAGUCUGAGAGACUGGAGUGUGAUUUGCAUUACACUUAAUGCAAAUUGAACAAGAUUUUAAAAAAAUAUUUUCCAAGGUGCAUGCAACUUGGAAAAUGAGGUGAUACUGUGUACUUUUAAAAAGUAUAUUUGAAGACUAUUUUAAUGUUACAAACCUUUAAAUUGGUGUGAAAUGAUCUGCUUGUAAAUGAACCAAAAGCAAAUUGUCUUGGUCAAUAUUUCUCUUUGCUCCAUAUUCAUUUAUUGGCAUUUCUAAAAGUGUAAAUGUAAAUGAUGCUCUUUUCACACAUAAUUUUUCUGAUAUUUAAGAUACAUUGCUUUUGGUUGAUGAAACAUUUAAUACAUUAGAAAAAUGGUUACAUUAAUUUCCUAUGCUGGGCUAAGCAGUGAAUUAUUUGUUAAAUCUUGUCUAAAUUGUCGUUUCUCUGUACAGGAUAUGUGGUUAAGCAUUUAUUAUGUAAAACAGCUACAAUAACUGGGCUAUUUGCUACGAAACAGUAGUUUUGAAGACUCUUAAAAGGCAGAGUAUGGAGAACCAUGUGUGCUAUUAUGAAGACAGUUUUUGCAGAUUUUAAUCCUAUUUUGAUAUAUUUCACACAUCAUUUAGUUCAUUCAUUAUCAUCUGCAUCAAACAUUGUAAAACAUUAUCAACACUCAUCGUUACAUAAUCAUUCAUUUAUUUUGAUACAGACUUAUAUAAUAAAAGUGAAAAAGAAAAACCCAAAAAUCAGCCAAAUCGUAUUCAUGCACAUUUUACAAUGUACAUGUAUAUAUGAGAACAUUAUUAACCUUUCUGGCUUUGAAUAAAGACUUCUGUUCGUUGAGA